GAGUGGGGAGAGAAGAGAAGGAAGGAGAUGGUACGUGCCGACAGCUCUAAACUGAAUGCAGCCAGGAUUGCUAUGUACGGGAGAGUUCAGGGGGGAAAGAGGAGGAAGUCACAGAGGCAGCCCAGGCUCGCAGGAUGGCAAGAGCCAAGCUGAAGAAUUCCCCUUCAGAGAGCAACUCGCACGUGAAAACUGUCCCACCAGCAACGACAGAAGAUGUCCGUGGGGUGAGCCCCUUGCUGCCAGCGCGGAGGAUGGGCUCCUUGGGGAGCGAUGUCGGACAGAGGGUGCAGGUGGAGUUCUACGUCAAUGAGAACACCUUCAAGGAGCGCCUGAAGCUCUUCUUCAUCAAAAACCAGAGAUCGAGUCUGAGGAUCCGGCUGUUCAACUUCUCCCUGAAGCUGCUCACCUGCCUGCUCUACAUCGUGCGCGUGCUGCUCGACAACCCGGAGGAGGGCAUAGGCUGCUGGGAAUGUGAGAAGCAGAACUACACGCUCUUCAACCAGUCCACCAAGAUCAACUGGUCGCACAUCUUCUGGGUGGACAGGAAGCUGCCGCUGUGGGCUGUCCAGGUCAGCAUCGCCCUGAUCAGCUUUCUGGAGACCAUGCUGCUCAUCUAUCUCAGCUACAAGGGGAACAUCUGGGAACAGAUUUUCCGCAUUUCGUUCAUCCUUGAGAUGAUCAACACGGUGCCCUUCAUUAUCACGAUAUUUUGGCCUCCUCUGCGGAAUUUGUUCAUCCCUGUCUUUCUGAACUGCUGGCUCGCCAAGUACGCCCUGGAGAACAUGAUAAACGACCUGCACCGGGCCAUCCAGCGGACCCAGUCUGCCAUGUUCAACCAGGUGCUCAUCCUCAUCUGCACACUCCUGUGUCUCGUCUUCACGGGCACCUGUGGCAUCCAGCAUUUGGAAAGAGCAGGCGAGAAGCUCUCCCUCUUCAAGUCCUUCUACUUCUGCAUCGUCACCUUUUCCACUGUGGGCUAUGGAGAUGUGACACCAAAGAUCUGGCCUUCCCAGCUCCUCGUUGUCAUCAUGAUCUGCGUGGCGCUGGUCGUGCUGCCUCUGCAGUUCGAGGAACUCGUCUACCUGUGGAUGGAGCGGCAGAAGUCGGGGGGCAACUACAGCCGGCACCGCGCCCAGACAGAAAAGCACGUCGUGCUGUGCGUCAGCUCACUCAAGAUCGACCUCCUCAUGGACUUCCUCAAUGAGUUCUACGCCCAUCCACGCCUGCAGGACUACUACGUGGUGAUCCUCUGCCCCACGGAGAUGGACAUCCAGGUGCGGCGGGUGCUGCAGAUCCCUCUGUGGUCGCAGCGGGUGAUCUACCUGCAGGGCUCCGCGCUGAAGGACCAGGACCUCAUGAGAGCCAAGAUGGACAACGGGGAAGCCUGCUUCAUCCUCAGCAGCCGGAACGAGGUGGACCGCACGGCGGCGGACCACCAGACCAUCCUGAGAGCCUGGGCCGUGAAAGAUUUUGCCCCGAAUUGCCCCCUCUAUGUGCAGAUCCUAAAGCCGGAGAACAAGUUUCACGUCAAGUUCGCUGAUCAUGUCGUCUGUGAAGAGGAGUGCAAGUACGCCAUGCUGGCGCUCAACUGUGUCUGCCCCGCCACCUCCACGCUCAUCACGCUGCUGGUGCACACCUCCCGUGGGCAGGAAGGCCAGGAGUCCCCGGAGCAGUGGCAGAGGAUGUAUGGGCGCUGCUCGGGCAAUGAGGUCUACCACAUCCGCAUGGGCGACAGCAAGUUCUUCAUGGAGUACGAGGGGAAGAGCUUCACCUACGCCGCCUUCCACGCGCACAAGAAGUACGGUGUCUGCCUGAUCGGCAUCCGCAGGGAGGAGAACAAGAGCAUCCUGCUGAACCCCGGCCCGCGGCACAUCAUGGCUGCAUCCGACACCUGCUUCUACAUCAACAUCACCAAGGAGGAGAACUCUGCCUUCAUCUUCAAGCAGGAGGAGAAGCAGAAGAAGAAGGGCUUUGCAGGCAGGGGCACCUACGAUGGCCCCUCCCGCUUGCCUGUGCACAGCAUCAUCGCCAGCAUGGGUACAGUGGCCAUGGACCUGCAGAACACCGAGUGCCGCCCCACCAACAGCAGCAAGCUGACACUGCCGGCGGAGAACGGCUCAGGCAACCGCCGGCCCAGCAUCGCGCCCGUGCUCGAGCUGGCCGACACCUCAUCCCUGCUGCCCUGCGACCUGCUCAGUGACCAGUCGGAGGAUGAGAUGACGCAGUCAGACGAGGAGGGCUCGGCGGUGGUGGAGUACGUGAAGGGCUACCCACCCAACUCCCCGUACAUCGGCAGCUCGCCAACCCUGUGCCACCUCUUGCCUGAGAAAGCCCCGUUCUGCUGCCUGCGGCUGGACAAGGGCUGCAAGCACAACAGCUUUGAAGAUGCCAAGGCCUAUGGCUUUAAGAACAAGUUGAUCAUCGUGUCGGCAGAGACCGCUGGCAAUGGGCUGUAUAACUUCAUCGUCCCGCUGCGUGCCUACUAUCGGUCUCGCAAAGAGUUGAACCCAAUUGUGUUGCUUCUGGACAACAAACCGGAGCACCACUUUCUGGAAGCCAUCUGUUGUUUCCCCAUGGUUUACUACAUGGAAGGCACCAUUGACAACCUGGACAGCCUGCUGCAGUGCGGCAUCAUCUAUGCCGACAACCUGGUGGUUGUGGACAAGGAGAGCACCAUGAGCGCUGAGGAGGACUACAUGGCGGAUGCAAAGACGAUCGUCAACGUCCAGACCAUGUUCAGGCUCUUUCCCAGCCUUAGCAUCAUCACAGAGCUGACCCAUCCCUCCAACAUGAGGUUCAUGCAGUUCAGAGCAAAGGACAGCUACUCCUUAGCCCUUUCCAAGCUAGAGAAGAAAGAGCGCGAGAACGGCUCCAACCUGGCCUUCAUGUUCCGCCUGCCCUUCGCUGCGGGGAGGGUCUUCAGCAUCAGCAUGCUGGACACGCUGCUCUACCAGUCAUUUGUGAAGGACUACAUGAUCACCAUCACCCGGCUGCUGCUGGGCCUCGACACCACGCCGGGCUCUGGCUACCUCUGCGCGAUGAAGAUCACGGAGGAUGACCUGUGGAUCCGGACCUACGGGCGCCUCUUCCAGAAGCUCUGCUCCUCCAGCGCCGAGAUCCCCAUCGGCAUUUACCGGACGGAGUCGCACAUGUUCGCCACCUCUGAGCCCCAUGACAUCAGAGCACAGUCACAGAUCUCCAUCAACGUGGAGGACUGCGAGGACACGAAGGACGUGAAGGAGCACUGGGGAAUCAAGACGGGCCACCACAGGAACUCAUGCUCCAGCGACCAGUCCGAGCACCCGCUGCUGCGGCGCAAGAGCAUGCAGUGGGCGCGCCGGCUGAGCAGGAAGGGCAACAAGCACUCCGGCAAGACAGCCGAGUGGAUCAGCCAGCAGCGGCUCAGCCUGUACCGCCGCUCCGAGCGGCAGGAGCUGUCCGAGCUCGUCAAGAACCGCAUGAAGCACCUGGGCUUGCCCACCACUGGGUACGAUGAGAUGAAUGACCACCAGAACACUUUGUCCUACGUCCUGAUCAACCCCCCCCCAGAGACACGGCUGGAGCUGAACGACAUCGUGUACCUGAUCCGCUCCGACCCGCUGGCACACGUGGCCAACGAUGGGCACAGCCGCAAGAGCAGCUGCAGCAACAAGCUGGGCCCCUGCAACCCUGAGACACGGGACGAGACCCAGCUCUGAGCGCGGCCCGGUGCCGUGGGGACGAAAGCGAUGGGACAGCCGGGCAGGCGCCCGCCCAGAGGCACCACGGGGGAGUUUUUAACUUUUUAUACCAAUACCGCAACUAGUGAGAAAGUCUUCGCUGGUGCUGGUGGUGAGACCGAAGCUACAACUCGGCCUCUUUGGGCAGGAGGCCGUGUUCAGAAUUGUCCCCAAACGAUGCGGGCCGUUCGCAUUGGAUGGGGGCACUGCUGAGCCAAGGGCAGCCACCCUGUGCUCGUCCUGCUCCUCUUGGCUGGGUGUCCGGGAUGGAUAGCCCAAAUUUGGCUCUUUCACCCCAAUGCUCUCCUUGCUUCUUGGCUUGUCCUGGGGGCCGCACGGAGACAAUGGGGAAGAAGGGGAUGGUGCAGCCCUUGCAGCACCCAAGCAACAUCGGCAGAUCCCCAAACACACCAAAAAGACAACGAAGUGACCCAAAGCCGUGUGGCACUGCUCUUGUUGCACGCGUCCCGGCUCUGGGGAUACAAGGCUGGCACCCACCGGGGCUCAGUGGCACAGGCACCAGGACAGGGCCGUGUCCCAGCAGCUCCGUGCGGCGCUGCCCAGCCCAGCCCGGCUGCUUUCAGCACAGCGGCCGUGGAGACCUUUCUAUAGCAGAAACACGAGAUGUAUUUUCCAUCUAUUUUUGCACACUUUGCAAUGUCGACAUGUAAAGGGGUUGUGUUUUUGUUUUUGUUUUUUUCCUUUGACCGCCAAGUGAAUAACCCAGUUGUUAACUUUAUAUACUUCUACACUCAUAUACUAAAAUUUAAAUGUGAAUUUUUUUUUUUUUUUUUUUAACAAGAAGCCUACAAAGCACAAUGCAGCCGUGCCCUCCCAGCCCCGCUGCCUGGAGGGGGUUCUGCCAUUCCCAGCUGCCGCCCCUUCUCCAUGGCUCCCAAUAAAUGUUUACAAAACCCUGCUUAAAACUGCGGCACUCCACGAAGGCGCUGAGCUCUGUGCUGCCUGGAAGGGGAGGAAAACCCACCCCACUCCCAGCCCAACGCUGCGGGCUGACAAUUGGACCAGGUCUGGGCUGGGCUUGCUUGUAAUUCCUAUGGAUUCUGCUGCUUUGCAGCCCAGCGUCACCAUCUGGCACGCAGCGGGGGGUGCAGGUGGAAAUACCGGACCCCCCCCCGAGCCCUGCCCUGCACUGAGACGUGGGCAGGACUGAACCCUCCCUGAUUCUCUUUUCGAUGUUGUUUGUUUCGCUUUUAACGAUACGUUUCUUUUCAAUCUCAUGGGCUGCAGCGGUUCGGUGAUUUACCUAUUUCCAUUUUUAAGUUGGGGGUGCCAAAAAGAAUUAAAAAGUAGUUCCCAGAGGAUAAACAGUGAGAGCAGUUGAGCCACAUCUGAGCCCCACAGCGCUCCGUGCCUGCAGGGUCAGCGCACACAGCCAAGCCUGGAGCUGGAGGUUUCCCAUCCCAUAAACCUUUAAGGGAGGGGGGAACAAAGCAGCACUAAACUCCAGCCCAGGACAGGGGACUCAGUGAUCCCUAAGGACCCUUCCACCUCAGUUAUCCCCACGCUGACCAUUCAGAAGGGAACAUUUGAUCUCUUUCCCUACAGCCAGCUGCUCUGUGUGCCUGGGGGCAGCCCAGGGCCCCCCAGCCCCAUCGGACCCCCGGCCCCAGGCCCAGCGAGAGCAUCCCCUGCCCUCACUGUAUUUCAGCACUGCUUCUGUUUGCGUCAUGUACGAAGAUGCGUAUUUAAGCAGAAAAAAAGCUACACCUGUAUAAAUCGUAUACAUUAUUUUUUUUUUUUUUGCAGCCAUGAUUUCUAUGGUGUAAAUUUAUGGCCGACGUUCUACCGGCAUGUUUAAAGAAAAAAAAAAAAAAAAGUACUGUAGAUAUUUACCUGUGGUCAAUGCAAGUCUAAGAACAAACGAACGUUGAGUUUUUCUAACAACUCCUUCGCCUCGGUUACAACGCGAAUGUAAAAACGAGAGUAUUUUAUUUUUGUAACGGUCCUGGCACCACUGACGCGGCACCAAGAACCGCUCCUGCCCUGCCAGGGCUGCCCCAGAGCGGCGGGCGCUGUGCUGGGAGCAGAGGAGGAGCAGGGAUGUGCUGCACCGACUGCUUCCCCAGUGCAGAGCUCUCAUAUGGUUUUACUUUUCCCCCAGUUUUCCCAAUGCAAGCUGAUGGAUUCACCCUCUCUGACCUGAGGCUGGCACGGGCCUGUGCCCAGCACUCCCCAGUCCCAUAGGGGUCGCAGGCAGAGGGCACGGGGCCACCUCUGCUUCCCCCUCAGCUCGCCCCAAUGGGGAGAACUCAGCGCUGCGGCUCCCAGAGUAAGGCAACGCCCUUGGGAACAUGGGAUUGCUGGAAGGAAACGCUUGUAGAGCUGAAAGGCCCCAGGGAAUGCAGACAUGCACAAGAGAGGGCUGCGGCAGCUCCAGGUUUCAUGGCAUCGCGUGUUCCAUGCCCGUCACAGCUCCAUCCUCCAAACACGGACACCCUCACCCCGCACUGCACCGCACACCAAGCACUCGCACACGGCUCAGCACACCUUCCUCCCCCGCUGCCCGUUUUUACCCAUCCAUCCCACCACGGCCUUUGCACUUCCCGUUGGGGGAUCUGCUCUCCAGGUCAGCUCUGCACAGGUCCCGUCAGCCACAGCCGACAGAAAUCGCAUCCUUCCCUCUCCGAGGCCUCAUUCCGGGACACGUCCUCUUGGGGCGCGCUGUAGGCAGCCAACUGGAGCCGGUUUUGUACAAUUAGCGUGAAGACGCUUCACGUUUCUGUAAAGAGAAAUCGAAAUAAAAGAGCUGCAUGC
Molecule: messenger RNA, 6494 nt
Organism: Numida meleagris (helmeted guineafowl)
Lineage: Eukaryota; Metazoa; Chordata; Aves; Galliformes; Numididae
Product: potassium channel subfamily T member 1
Exons: 30
Coding region: 135-3698 (1187 amino acids)
Biological process (GO): potassium ion transport
Cellular component (GO): membrane
Molecular function (GO): intracellular sodium-activated potassium channel activity
Source: RefSeq, a predicted model, not a curated record